Molecule: messenger RNA, 1302 nt
Organism: Psilocybe cubensis
Lineage: Eukaryota; Fungi; Basidiomycota; Agaricomycetes; Agaricales; Agrocybaceae
Exons: 12
Coding region: 1-1302 (433 amino acids)
Biological process (GO): regulation of glucose metabolic process; protein phosphorylation
Cellular component (GO): mitochondrion
Molecular function (GO): pyruvate dehydrogenase (acetyl-transferring) kinase activity
Source: RefSeq, a predicted model, not a curated record
AUGUUCAAGUCUGGUAACGGACAUCUACCUAUCGCAUGUGGAAUCAAGACGAUACGUCGGGUCAUUCAUCAUCAGCCUUCCGCCCUGUUAUUUUAUCAGAAUAGACAACUCGAGCUCUAUGCAGCGAAGGAGGCGAAAAGGUUGACCUUGCGCCAGCUUGUCUAUUUUGGUCGGCACAUGAACGAAGAGCGACUAAUAACGAGUGCCAACUAUGUCAGGACCGAGCUUCCUAUUCGAAUUGCCCACAGGUUACGGGAUCUCCAGGCUUUACCUUACGUUGUCGUGACUCAGGAAGGUGUAGCCAAAGUUUACGAGCUGUAUUGGUCCGCUUUUGAGAAGCUUCGAAAUUACCCCCCAGUCACAUCUCUUGAAGAGAAUGAUCAAUUUUGCAAAUUUGUGGGGACUCUUUUAAAUGAGCAUGCUCCUGUUAUCCCAAAUCUUUCACUCGGACUUUCACUCGCCUCCCCUCAUCUACCACCUGAUGAACUUGAUUCUUUCAUGCGCCGAAUGCUUAUAUCCCGUAUUUCACGUCGUGUCUUGGCUGAACAUCAUAUAGCCCUCUCUGAUACAUUCUCCGGUCGCGGCCGCGAAACGAAUGGAGAACCUCACGUCGGAAUUAUUUUCACGGGGCUGAAUGUAAAGCGCAGUGUUGAAAGAUGUGCUAGACUCCUUAAAGAAAGUCCACUCUGGUCCAUGAGCUCUUCCGGCCCAAGAGAUUCUUCUCAACUACCGGAGGUGAAGAUUGAUGGACACUCUUCAACGACAUUUGCCUAUAUUCGUGAACACCUUGAAUAUAUUGUCUUCGAAUUGUUGAAAAAUUCCAUGCUGGCAACUUAUUCUAAACAUCAGAACGAAUCUUCGAUUCCGCCUAUACACGUUACGAUAGCCGCUGGCGAGCAUGACGUUGGUAUUCGAAUAAGUGACCAAGGUGGAGGACUUGCAUUUCGUGACCAGCUGUCGAAGGCUUCCGACUUGUUUUCCUUUUCACAUGUAAGAAACUCAACAAGGCUAGAAGACUCUCGGAUAGGUGCACUACGUACGGCCAGUGAAAAUGGUUUGCGGGCCACUGUCGACGAGCAAGUUGGGAAUUGGCAUAAGGCACAUGCAAAGGACCCUACGGCUUCUGAUACGAUUUCCCAUGAACUUUUACAGCCUCGAAUAGGGAUAGGUUUGCCUAUGAGCAACAUAUAUGCAACGUAUUUUGGGGGUACCUUGGAUCUAGUCUCUUUAGAUGGAUGGGGUACCGAUGUCUAUCUACGGCUGCCUAAACUAGGGACAAAUUUAGAAGGAAUUGAAGUCUGA